This is a messenger RNA of Carcharodon carcharias (great white shark), 1349 nucleotides long. It is a transcript of the gene itm2bb, whose product is annotated as integral membrane protein 2Bb. Gene Ontology annotation, biological process: negative regulation of amyloid precursor protein biosynthetic process. The transcript is spliced from 6 exons. Gene Ontology annotation, cellular component: plasma membrane; extracellular exosome; Golgi apparatus. Gene Ontology annotation, molecular function: amyloid-beta binding. Lineage: Eukaryota; Metazoa; Chordata; Chondrichthyes; Lamniformes; Lamnidae. Bases 98 to 880 code for a protein of 260 amino acids. The record is from RefSeq and is a predicted model, not a curated record.
GAUGGGUUAGAGGGGGUUAGAGUGAGGCGGUCGAAGCGCAGUAGGGGGGGGGUUCAGUCACGCUGUUGUUGCUGUGCCGUGUGAUUCCGCUGCCGCCAUGGUGAAAGUCUCCUUUAACUCGUCGCUGAGUCAGAAGGAGCCCAAGAAGGAUGAGAACAACGAGGCGCUCAUAAUCCCCGAGAAGGAUCCAGAGGAUGUUGUUGUUCCAUUUCGACGCCAGUCUCGUGUCUGGUGCUGGUGCAUGUGCCUUGGACUAGCUCUUAUGCUGUCUGGUGUGGUGGUUGGCGGUGCAUAUCUCUACAGAUAUUUUAUCUUGCAGGAAGGUGAAGUUUUCUUUUGUGGCCUCAAGUAUAGUGAUCCUAAAGACUACCUUGUCUCAGAUAUUGAAGCUGAUCCACAAGUAGCUCCAUACCAAUCGAUUGAAGAAAACCUUCGGAUCCUGAAGGAUGAUGGAGUUGAACUGAUCAAUGUUCUUGUACCUGAAUUUGCUGAUGGCGAUCCAGCAGAUAUUGUUCAUGAUUUCCACAGGGGCCUGACAGCAUACCUGGACCUCAGUUUGAACAAAUGCUACAUGAUUCCAUUAAAUACAACUAUUGUCAUGCCACCACAGAACUUGCUUGAAUUGCUAAUCAACAUCAAGGCUGGUACCUACUUGCCUCAGUCUUACCUGAUUCAUGAAGAGAUGGUGGUUACUGAGUACAUUGAAAAUGUGGAUGAGCUUGGAUUCUUUAUCGCUCGUCUUUGCCGUGGGAAAGAGGCCUUCAAGCUUCAACGUAGAGAGCUUGGAAUAGGUAUUCAAAAGCGAGAUGUAAAGAAAUGUUUCACAAUUCGCCAUUUUGAAAGCCGUGUUGCAGUUGAAACUCUCAUCUGUGAACAGUAAUUGCAGAAGACAACCAGCGCAGGCUCAGUGCUGAGCCCAGAAAAUCACUUUCUUUUUUUCUGGUGUGCAAUGCAUUUAUCUUUUUAACAUAGUGAUGUAAACAGGGUUUAUUUUGUACAUCUGCAAUUUUCAUCUCAGCUUAACUACUAUUGGAAGUGUCGGAUGCAAGCAGACUUUUAAAGGUGCAAUAGUAGAUUGUGAGAAAAGGCUAACAGUAAGGCUUCUAAUCAUUUCAAUAGUGGGCUAUAUAUUAGACUGGAAUUUAAUUCACAAUUAAUACUUCCUUUAAAUAGGUGGGAAAAAACUGGAGAUUUUUCCGCCUUAGUUUUUUUUCCCCCAUUUCAAAUACCUAUAUUCAUCUAUAUACACUGGGGUUGGGGUGGGAGAGAAGAUAUGGUAAGUCCAUGCUGAUUUUGUGUAUAUAACCUGUGUAAGGUAAAAGAUAACAAAAUAAAAUCUUUUAAAAUUG